Cydia pomonella (codling moth) is the source of this 4037-nucleotide messenger RNA. RefSeq names its product organic cation transporter protein-like. The transcript has 10 exons. The record is from RefSeq and is a predicted model, not a curated record. Gene Ontology annotation, biological process: transmembrane transport. Gene Ontology annotation, cellular component: membrane. Gene Ontology annotation, molecular function: transmembrane transporter activity. NCBI's taxonomy places the organism in Eukaryota, Metazoa, Arthropoda, Insecta, Lepidoptera, Tortricidae. Bases 432 to 2081 code for a protein of 549 amino acids.
CUUUUUUACAGUUUCUACCUAUUUUUUAACCAGUGUAAAGUGUAAGUGUAUGCCUGUAGUUUUGGUAAGUGUUUUUGGCUGGGUAAGAUUCUCACGCUUUGAUUCAUCCCGACUAUAAUGUACAAGAUACAACCUGUUCAGUUUUUUUACCUAUUCCAUAUAUAUCUUAUACUUGCAUAUAAAUGUCUCGUUUGACAUAUGGGCUACUAGUUUGGUGAGUAGAUACGGCAGUGUCGCACGUGUAGAGUUGUGUACUUAAUUAAUUAAUUAUGUAUCCUUAAGACAAUAGAUUUAUCAAACGAGUGACGGUUUUAUAAAUAAAAGGAGUUCAAAGUGAUAACUGCUUUAAGGAGGAUAAUUAUAUGAAUCAAGUUUCUUGAUAUAUGCUGAAUUCUGUGAUACUAGUGUUAGUGCAAUAGACUGUAGCCAACAUGACAGCAAAGGAUAUGAAAGAAAAGGUUGAAGAGCCCUCAGAAGGGUUCAACCUCGACGGCAUCCUGUGCGAGCUGGGCAGCUUCGGCAAGUACCAGCUGCUGCUGCUAUUGCUGCUCUCCUUUCGCGACUCUUUCCUGGCCAUGUGUAACUUCAACUACGUCUUCGCGGCCGCUGAGGUGCCUUACAGAUGUGCAGUACCCGAAUGCGACUCCAUAGACCCAAGCUUCAACGCGUCCUGGGCGGAAUUCGCCUUGCGAAAUACGACCAAUACGUGCUACCGAGCGGCACCGUACGCUUUCAACUCAUCCAGCCAGCGAUGGAACGCGUCCAACUCGUGUAGUCCGGACUACUUCAGUUCUAGAGAUACAAUGGCGUGUGAGCGCGUUGUGUAUGAAAACUAUAAUAGUGUUGCGGCUGAGUUCGACUUGGGCUGCGAGCCGUGGAAGCGCACGAUGAUUGGCACCGUCCACAACAUCGGGCUGAUCAUCUCCUACAUACUUUAUGGAUUUGUCUCUGACCGGUACGGCCGCAAAGUCAUCAUCGUCGGCACGCCUAUUCUCGUGGGCAUCGUGGGGUUGGUUAAAUCUUUCUCCGUUAACUACUGGAUGCUGCUAGCUCUUGAGUUCAUCGAGACCGCGUUUGGAUACGGAAAUGCCUCUAUGGUCCUUUCAUUAGAAGCCGUCAGCCAAAAUGGUCGUGUUGCCUUUUCUUGCAUCUGGGAUAUCUUCACCAACAUCGGCACAGCUUUCUUCGGUCUCAUCGCCUGGAAGGUUCCUUACUGGAGGCAUCUCCUCCGUGCCAUUUACGCACCCCUCCUUGUUGUGGUCUUCUACAUCUUCUUGAUAGACGAGGGUGUACGCUGGCUACUAGCUCAUAAUAAGAAUGAUGAGGCUGUGAGGGUGUUGAACAAAGUAGCAAAGAUAAAUAAUGUAGAGCUCUCUAAUAAGGCGAAGCAGAUGAUGAAGUCGAUUGAACAGACUAAGAGUGAAGAGAACAACAACACGCCCUCCUGCUCAACUAAACACCUCCUCUCCGUUCUCCGCUCCCGCACCAUCCUCCUCCGCCUAACGCUUAUCUCCGCCUGCUUCAUCUGCCUCUCCUUCGUGUACACCAGCGCCAUCAUCUACUCAACGGGCAUCUUUGGAAACAAGUACUUGAACUACUCUGCGCUGCAGUUAGUGGCGGUGCCCACGCGCAUUAUUACAGCGCUGACGUUGAACCGCUUUGGAAGAAAAGCGCCAAUUUGUGUGGCGUACUGUCUCGCGGGUGUCUGUUUUAUUUCCUCCGCGUUUGUGCCGAGCUCACUCAGCUGGUUGUCCGUAGUCCUCUACCUGAUCGGCAAGAUGUGCAACAGCUACGGCAUGUUCUCUCUCUACGUUGUCAGCAUAGAGAUCUUCCCUACCACCGUGAGGAACUCGCUAGCCAACGUGGCGAAUACUGUGGGACGCAUCGGGGCCAUAUUGGCCCCACAAGUUCCUCUGCUGGAGCAAUACAUGCACAGCCUGCCCAGCGUAGUGAUCGGGCUGGUAGCCUUCAUACCUGGUCUGUUAGCUCUCCUGCUACCAGAAACCAGCCGGUCGCCGCUGCCCGACGACAUUCAGCAGGCCGAGAAACUCGACCAGACUGAAGAGGACGUUAAAGUUUAAGUGUGGUGACAGUGCGCAAAGGACACCGUAGAGAGCUGAGACAUUUAAGCUUGAUUCUAUAACCGAAUUCUCAAUUUGUGUUACAUUUCUGGGUCAACCUAAAAGAGGUCCAAUAGGGUGCACAGCGGAUCAACCGCAUACUUGUAGUCUUUAUAAGGAUUUUCUAUUUUAUCAUGACUUUGUCUCGUAUCAAAGACGGAGCCUGAAAUUUGAGAAGAUUAUCAAAGUUCUGAACGUCCAACUACAAGUAUAUGGCCCCAGUCCGUUGUGUGCGCUAACAUAUUCUUCCUAGUCAUUCUCUUUUGUUUCAAGAUGUCCAUGUCACCUGAUAAAGAUAGAGACUACAUUUAGAGAUCCUCUCAAGUCCAAUUGGGUGAUUUAGAGACAGAUAGAUUCACAGAUUCCAGAAGGUUUUCAGACAAAGACGCCAAUCAGCGUCUCCAGGAAUGUAACAAAUUCGAAUUUUCCAGCUCCUGAAAUGGAGAUUUAAGAGGAUCGGCCAAAUAAAGUGACAGUGCUAUGGACACAUUUGAAGUGGGAUUCUCAGUGCCUGUAAUUUAUAAAUAAGUAAGUCGUUUAGUCGAUUCACACACUGGCAUCGCGAUAUGACGCGGCAAGUGGAUUUUAAGAGUUAGAUGUCCGCAGUGUGAUGUUUACAUAUUUAAUCAUCAUAAUGUUAAAUCAGAGUGAAUUUAGAUAGGAAUAUUAUACGGUAAUUAGAUGAAGAGAUUCAAGUUAGGCUGGAACAGAGCCUUAGCAAAUUAGAUUGUAAGUGAUAUUGACUGUGCCAAAAUAAAGAUAUUAUUGUACGAUAUGUUGCUCAAAUGGAGAUAUUAACUAAAGAGUGUAGGGUCUAAGCCAGCUUUAGGUAUUGAAUGUGCCCUGAGAUUUGUGAUAUUAAAGUGGUUUAUUUUUGUAUUUUUUUUACUUUAAACGCGCUAAGUUAUGCUACAUAUUGCAUGUAGUUCUAACGGUGGGCACUCGCUAAGAUUUGAGAUGUAUAAUGUAUGUGUAAAAUGAAACGAUACCCAUAAUUCAAAUACAAUUUGUGUAUCGUUUAGAGCAGGUACUUUUUCGUUGAUAAUAAUAAUGAAGCACAAUUAUACGAUUACGCACACUUAAGGUCCUUUCGGAUGGUCAACGUUAAUUGUCAAUUUCCUUGACACAUUGCGUUGCCACAUAUAUGAAGUGUAGAAAAACAUACACACCGAAUUGAUAACCUCCUCCUUUUGAAAUCUUGAAGUCGGUUAAAAAAGGAGCAAAAUCGCUAUCAAAGAGAAUUUGAAAUAGAGGUGAAUUGUCAAAGAAAACUUUGUAGCCACGUAAAUUUACUGCCAUCUUUAGACACGUGAUUAAAACUUUUAGAACGCCAUUUAACAUUGAUCCUUAUUCUUUCACUGAUAUGUGUUAAAUAUCUAAUAUAUCAAAGGCCAAAUGGCGGCGUCGUUUCUAGCGGUACCACAACUUUUAGCCUAUGCCCGGUAAGAUGGCGCCACUUUUUGAUAUUGUAAAAAAAAUAAUCUAAACCGUUCUCCAUCUCGUUUUCAACAAUAAUAUUUAAAUUGAUUCUAUGUACCACUAUAAUGCUAUUAUCAUUUGUAUAUAAUUAUAAUGUAAAAUAAUUUAUACACAAUUUUUCCGAACUUAUAUUGGCCGUCGUUUCACACGAGACCAAUCAUUUUCCUCGGAUAAAAUGGGUUGUUUAAACUGUGCUCUACUUGUACAAUUUACUAUUUUGUUACUAGUAUUGCUUGCUAUCAAAAUUAUUUAAAACCUGACAAAAUAACUAAACAUAAGAAUCUUGAAUUGAAUUAAAUUUUUAUAUCUAGUACCUAUUCAAAUCAUCGUCAUGCCAAAAGUAUUGUUAUAUCUAGCUAAGUACGAAAUCCUAUGCAAUAUGUAAGUUGUACAUAUAGUUAUUGUUGAAUAUUUAAUACAUUGAUUAAGCAAAACCUA